Messenger RNA from Nematolebias whitei (Rio pearlfish), 1947 nucleotides. It is a transcript of the gene dcaf11, whose product is annotated as ddb1 and cul4 associated factor 11. Bases 226 to 1845 code for a protein of 539 amino acids. The record is from RefSeq and is a predicted model, not a curated record. Lineage: Eukaryota; Metazoa; Chordata; Actinopteri; Cyprinodontiformes; Rivulidae. The transcript has 15 exons. Gene Ontology annotation, biological process: proteasome-mediated ubiquitin-dependent protein catabolic process. Gene Ontology annotation, cellular component: Cul4-RING E3 ubiquitin ligase complex. Gene Ontology annotation, molecular function: protein binding.
CUUCUUUCUUUUUUUUUUAGGUGCACUUUUGUAAACAACAUGGCGAUUCACGGACAGCUCCGGUUAGCUAACUGACCCAACGACCGUGCUGUCAUACCUUCGGGUUACGGCGAGACACUGCGGUCUGGUUCCGGACCCAACUGUGUGUAAAGCCCGCGGCAGAACGACCGGAACCGCCGGUACCGACGAGCUGUCAGGAGGACAGUCAAACGGCCUUCUCAGUCUAUGGGCUCUCAGUCCAGUUCUGGGAUGUCUUGUGGAAGGGGUUCUUCCAGUGACAACCCAGCAGAUCGGUCUGACGGAUCAGAACCGAACCAGAGCAGCAGCAGCAGUCGAGGCCGCAGGUCGGCAGACAGACAGCAGGGAGACCGACAGUCGGCUUCAGAGGAGGACGUGGACCUAGCUGAAGUUCUGGCUUACCUACUGAGGAGGGGCCAGGUUCGACUGGUCCACGGCAGUGAAACUACCGGGCUGCAGCUGGUCCAGUCCUACUCCGACUCUGAUGAGGACAGCGAUGGAGCCUGGGACGGUCGACUGGGCGACCGCUACAACCCGCCAGUGGACGCUCAGCCCGAUACGAACGAAGUGGACUGCAGCGAGAUCCGAACACAGAUCCUGCUGGCCACCGCCUCGGCUUCCCUGAGAGGCCGCCACAGCUUCACCCACAUGCUCACAGAGAGAGAACAAGGCAGAUGUAGAGGCUCGAGUUUUUCACAUGGAGAGUGCAGCCGUAUCCGCACACAUUUUCUGCCAAAUUACGUGUCCCACAAAGACACAUACCUGCAGAAAGCCUUUUGUGGAGUUUACAGCGAGGACGGCAACAUGUUCCUGUCCGCAUGUCAAGACCAGAACAUCCGGCUGUACGACACCUCCUGGGGCCGCUUUCACCUGCGGCAAACAGUGAAGGCCCGCGACGUGGGCUGGAGCGUGCUGGACGUCUGCUUCACCCCCGACGCUCGCCACGUGCUCUACUCCAGCUGGUCCGACUACAUCCAUUUGUGCAGCAUAGAUGGAGACAGUGAAAACCACAUCGCCCUGGACCUCAAUCCAGACGAGAGGAGGUUUUGUGUGUUUUCGCUGGCUGCAUCAACGGACGGCACCGAGAUUCUGGGCGGAGCGAACGAUGGCUGCCUGUACGUUUUUGAUCUUGGGGAGAAUAAACGAACGCUGAAGAUUGAUGCCCACGAGGACGACGUGAACGCCGUGGCGUUCGCCGACAGCUCGUCUCAGCUGCUGUACUCCGGCAGCGACGACGCCGUGUGCAAGGUGUGGGACAGACGGACGCUGCGGGAGGACAGACCGCGACCUGUCGGACAGCUGGCUGGCCACAGAGACGGCAUCACCUUCAUCCACAGCAAGGGUGACGCUCGUUAUCUAAUUAGCAACUCGAAGGAUCAGUCCAUCAAGCUCUGGGACGUCAGGAAGUUUUCACCCAAAGAGGGUCUGGCUGCCUCCCGGCUGGCCGUCACCCAGCAGAACUGGGAUUACCGCUGGCAGCAGGUUCCCCAGAGAGCCCUGAAGAAGCACAAGCUGACGGGCGACACCUCGGUGAUGACGUACCGCGGUCACGGCGUCCUGCACACGCUCAUCCGCUGCCGCUUCUCUCCGGAGUUCACCACCGGCCAGAGGUUCAUCUAUUCCGGCUGCUCCACCGGCAAAGUCGUCAUUUACGACGUGCUGACCGGCGCCGUGGUAACAAGGCUGUCGGGCCACGACGCGUGUGUGAGGGACGUCAGCUGGCACCCUUAUGAGGACAAGAUCAUCAGCAGCUCUUGGGACGGAGCGGUGCGGAUGUGGGAGCACAGACAGACCCACCCUCUGGAGGAGGAGCGGGAGAGGGACUGACACGAGGAGCAGGCAAAAAGACUUUAGAGGAAGUGACAUCACCAGAGGUGGUGCCCUGAUGAACAAACCUGAGUAUCUUUUAAAUUAAACUCUGAAUCUUAA